Molecule: messenger RNA, 11015 nt
Organism: Lonchura striata (white-rumped munia)
Lineage: Eukaryota; Metazoa; Chordata; Aves; Passeriformes; Estrildidae
Source: RefSeq, a predicted model, not a curated record
GUUUUUUUAAAAAUUUAAAUACCUAUUUCUCGCCCACAAGGGAGCAGCGCUUUGGACGCGGCAGGGCCAGCGCGGAGAGGGGGAAGCCGCAGAGCGCGGAGGCGUCCCCCGAAGCGGGGCGGACUUGGUGUGAUGAGCAGCUCUGACCUCAGCCCCGGCAGCGCCAGCACCAACCAUCUGGAUCCCAUUUGCGACGCCCGGCCCCCGGCACUGCCGAGCCAGCUGCCUCCCCCGGCCUCGCUCAGACCCACGGCAGCCGCCGCGCAGGGACCAGCGUCCCAGCAGUGCCCCCGUCCCGCUGGUGCCCCGCCGUUCCCUCACCCCAGCACCCCACCGAGCACGGCCAGACGGCGCUGGGAAGGCUGAGCAGACCGCUCGCCAUGAAGCAAGGGUGAGAGGAGCUUCAGGGCGGAAAAUCCUGGAGUAAGCAACUCUUCUGGAGGUUCAUUCAGGGGUCUCUCAUCAGGUGCUUCGAAAAAAACAAAAAAAAAAAGAAAAAAAGGAAAACUCAUAAAAUAGGAAAAUGAGGAAACAUCGACAUUUGCCCCUCGUGGCAGUGUUUUGCCUCCUGCUCUCAGGCUUUGGCUUGGUUGGUGCUCAGCAGCAAGCAGCUGUCAAAACCAUUGCCGUGGCUGAUAUAAUAUUUCUAGUGGAUUCCUCCUGGAGCGUUGGGAAGGAACACUUCCAACUCGUUCGAGAGUUCCUAUAUGAUGUUGUAAAAGCUUUAGAUGUGGGAGGAAAUGAUUUUCGCUUUGCCCUGGUCCAGUUCAGUGGAAACCCCCACACAGAGUUCCAAUUAAAUACCUACCCCUCCACCCAGGACGUCCUGUCCCAUAUUGCCAACAUGACUUACGUGGGGGGAGGCGCCGAGCCUGGAAAAGGAUUAGAGUACCUAAUCGAGAAGCACCUCACUAAAGCUGCUGGAAGCAGAGCCAGUGAAGGCGUGCCCCAGGUUAUUGUAGUGCUGACAGACGGACAGCCCCGGGAUGAUGUGGCUCUGCCCUCAUCUCUCCUUAACUCGGCUCGUGUAAACCUGUUUGCGGUCGGCGUGCAGGACGCAGUGGAAGGGGAGUUGCAGGAAGUAGCGAGCGGACCCCUCGAUACGCACCGCUUCAACCUAGAGAAUUUUACCACUCUCCACGGCAUAGUUGGGGACUUAGUGGCAAGUGUCCACUCCUCCAUGACUCCAGAAAAGGCUGGAGCCAAAGGACUGGUUAAAGACAUCACAGCUCAAGAGUCCGCUGACCUAAUUUUCCUUAUUGACGGAUCAAACAACAUCGGAAGUGUCAAUUUUCCAGCCAUACGUGAUUUCCUUGUAAAUUUGAUUGAAAUCCUCAGAGUUGGAGCUCAGCAGAUACACAUUGGGGUGGUGCAGUAUAGUGAUCAACCCAGAACCGAGUUCGCUUUGAACAGCUACUCCACAAAAGCGGAUGUCCUGGAUGCCGUGAAGGCACUCAGAUUCCGCGGGGGCGAGGAAGCGAACACCGGUGCGGCACUGGAGUUUGUGGUGGAGAACCUCUUCACCCAGGCGGGAGGCAGCAGGAUAGAGGAAGCGGUGCCGCAGAUUUUAGUGCUGAUAAGUGGUGGAGAGUCUAGUGAUGAUAUCCGAGAGGGCUUGUUAGCGGUGAAGCAAGCUGGUAUAUUUUCAUUUAGCAUUGGGGUCCUGAAUGCUGACAGUGCAGAGCUGCAGCAGAUUGCUACUGAUGGAAGCUUCGCCUAUACUGCCCUGGAUAUCCGUAACCUUGAUGCUCUUCAAGAAUUAUUACUGCCCAACAUUGUUGGAGUGGCCCAAAGACUCAUUUUGUUAGCGGCCCCAACCAUUGUGACUGAAGUUAUUGAAGUGAACAAGAAGGAUAUAGUCUUCCUGAUAGAUGGCUCAACUGCUUUGGGGGCUGCCCCCUUUAAUGCAAUUCGUGAUUUCGUUGCCAAAAUUGUCCAAAGGCUGGAGGUUGGACCCGACCUGAUCCAAGUGGCGGUGGCACAGUAUGCGGACACUGUGAAGCCAGAAUUUUAUUUUAACACCCACCAGACCAGGAAGGAUGUGAUGGCUAAUGUGAGGAAGAUGAAGCUCAUGGGUGGCACGACACUCAACACUGGCUCAGCACUGGACUUUGUGAGGGACAACUUCUUUACCAGUGCUGCCGGGUGCAGGAUGGAGGAAGGUGUGCUCCCCAUGCUGGUGCUCAUCACUGGGGGUAAGUCCAGGGAUGCUGUUGGCCAAGCUGCAGCAGAGAUGAAGAGGAACAGGAUAGUGACCCUUGCCGUUGGGUCAAGAAACGCUGACCUGGCAGAGCUUCAAGAAAUUGCUCAUGAACGAGAUUUUGUGUUUAACCCGAACGACUUCCGCCUUCAGUUCAUGCAAGCCAUUCUUCCUGAAGUGCUGUCACCUAUCCGGACACUCUCUGGAGGACUGAUUGUCCCAGAGCCACCCUCAGUUCAAGUAACCAAAAGGGAUAUCAUCUUUCUUUUGGAUGGAUCACUCAACGUCGGAAAUGCCAACUUCCCCUUUGUGCGGGACUUUGUUGCCACCCUAGUUAACUACCUUGAUGUCGGCAGUGACAAAAUGCGAGUUGGCUUAGUGCAAUUUAGCGACACUCCCAAAACUGAGUUCUCCCUGUACUCCUACCAAACCAAAUCUGACAUAAUCCAGCGCUUGGGGCAGCUGAGGCCCAAGGGGGGGUCGGUGCUGAACACUGGCUCCGCACUGAACUUUGUGCUCUCAAAUCACUUCACGGAGGCUGGUGGGAGCAGAAUAAAUGAACAAGUGCCCCAGGUCCUAGUCCUGGUGACGGCAGGGAGCUCUGCCGAUCCCUUCCUCCAAGUUUCCAAUGAAUUAGCUCGGGCUGGAGUGCUGACCUUUGCUGUUGGCAUUAGGAAUGCGGAUAAGGCAGAACUUGAAAAGAUUGCCUUUAAUCCAAGAAUGGUGUAUUUUAUGGAUGAUUUCAGUGCUCUGGCAGCUUUACCACAGGAGUUAAAUAAGCCUAUAACAACAUAUGUUAGUGGAGGUGUGGAAGAGGUUCCACUCGCCCCAACAGAAAGCAAGAAAGAUGUUUUAUUCCUGAUUGAUGGCUCAGCCAACCUCUUGGGCAGCUUUCCUGCCGUCCGGGAUUUUGUACACAAAGUCAUUUCUGACCUGAACGUGGGUUCCGAUGCCACACGAGUCGCUGUAGCUCAGUUCAGCGACACCAUCCAAGUGGAAUUUGACUUUAAUGAAUACUCAUCCAAGCAAGAUAUGCUUGUCAAAGUGAAAAGGAUGAAGAUUAAAACUGGGAAGCAGCUGAACAUUGGAGCUGCACUUGAUGAGGCUAUAAGAAGACUGUUUGUGAAGGAAGCUGGAAGCAGGAUUGAAGAAGGGGUUCCUCAGUUUUUGGUCCUCCUUGUUGCUGGGAGAUCAACUGAUGAUGUGGAGGAGCCAUCAGAUGUUCUGAAGCACGCUGGAGUUGUAACCUUUGGUAUCAAAGCCAGAAAUGCUGACCCCGUAGAGCUGGAAAGGAUUGUUUACGCCCCGCAAUUCCUUCUGAACGUCGAAUCCCUCCAACGGAUUUCAGAGCUUCAGCCACACAUAGUCAACCUGUUGAGAACAGUCCAGCUUCAACCAGCAGUUGAGAAAGGUGAGAAGAAGGAUGUGGUGUUUCUGAUCGAUGGCUCGGAUGGUGUCAGAAGAGGUUUCCCUCUCCUGAAGACGUUUGUCCAAAGAGUUGUCGAGAGCCUGGACAUUGGCCGCGACAAGGUGCGCGUGGCUGUCGCACAGUACAGCAACACCAUACAGCCCGAGUUCUUGCUGGACACCCACGAGGACAAAGCAGAUCUCGUCAGCGCCAUCCAGCAGCUGAAGCUCAUGGGAGGGUCUCCUCUGAACACGGGGGCAGCCCUCGACUAUCUCAUCAAGAACGUGUUCACGGUGUCAAGCGGCAGCAGGAUAGCGGAGGGCGUCCCGCAGUUCCUGAUCCUGCUGACUGCUGACCGAUCCCAGGAUGAUGUCAGGAGGCCCUCAGUGGUCCUGAAAACGAGUGGCACAGUACCCUUUGGCAUUGGGAUUGGAAACGCUGACCUCACAGAGCUGCAGACCAUUUCCUUCCUCCCAGAUUUUGCUAUCUCUGUGCCUGACUUCAGCCAGCUGGACUCAGUGCAGCAGGUCGUCUCCAACAGAGUCAUCCGGCUGACCAAGCAAGAGAUAGAAUCACUUGCCCCUGACCUGCAAUUCCUGGUGCUUCUUCUGACCAAUGCCUUCUCUCCUGCAGCGGGUGUGAAGAGGGACGUCGUGUUCCUGGUUGACGGCUCCCGCUACGCCGCCCAGGAGUUCUACCUCGUCCGCGACCUCAUCGGGAGGAUCGUGAACAACCUGGACGUGGGCAUCGACACCACCAGGAUUUCGGUGGUCCAGUUCAGCGAUCAUCCCCACGUGGAGUUCCUGCUCAACACCCACUCCACCAAGGAUGAGGUGCAGAACGCCGUGAGGCAGCUGCGGUCCAAAGGUGGCCAGCAGGUGAAUGUGGGGGAGGCCCUGGAGUUUGUGGCCAAGACCAUCUUCACCCGACCCUCCGGGAGCCGCAUAGAGGAGGGCGUCCCGCAGUUCUUGAUCAUCCUCUCCUCCCGCAAGUCCGAUGAUGACUUUGAGUAUCCAUCCCUCCAAGUCAAGCAAGUGGGGGUGGCACCUAUGAUGAUAGCAAAGAACGUGGAUACUGAAGAGAUGAUACAGAUUUCCCUUAGUCCUGAAUACAUAUUCCAAGUUUCCAGCUUCCAGGAACUGCCCAGCCUCGAGCAGAAGCUGCUGACUCCAAUUGAAACCCUGACUGUGGACCAAAUCAGGCGGCUGCUGGGAGAUGUGCAACCCCCUGUAGAUGUUUCUGGAGAUGAAAAGGACAUAGUGUUCCUCAUUGACAGCUCUGACAGCGUUCAGGCAGAUGGGCUUGCUCAUAUUCGGGAUUUCAUCAGCAGAAUUGUCCAGCAGCUGGAAGUGGGGCCGAACAAAGUGCGGAUUGGGGUGGUGCAGUUCAGCAAUAGUAUCUUCCCCGAGUUCUACUUGAAGACCCACAAGUCCAAAAAUGCCGUCCUGGAAGCCAUCCGCCGCUUGAGGCUUAGAGGUGGGUCCCCCCUGAACGCUGGCAAAGCCCUUGACUUUGUGGUGAAGAACUACUUCAUCAAGUCUGCGGGGAGCAGGAUAGAAGAUGGAGUGCCCCAGCACCUGGUUGUCAUCCUUGGAGACCGGUCCCAGGAUGACGUGGACAGACCUGCCAGAGUGAUCACUUCCACAAACAUCAAACCUCUGGGUGUUGGAGCCAGGAAUGUGGACAGGGACCAGCUGCAGGUCAUUACCAAUGAUCCUGGGCGUGUGCUUGUGGUGCAGGACUUCACGGGACUCUCAACCUUAGAAAAGAGGGUGCAGAACAUUCUUGAUGAGCUCCCAAUACCUACAACAGACUCACCUGGACCAUUCCCACCUGGAAGUAAAAAGCAAGCUGACAUUGUGUUUUUGCUGGAUGGCUCCAUCAAUCUGGGGAGAGAUAACUUCCAAGAAGUUCUUCAGUUUGUCUACUCUGUGGUGGAUGCCAUUUACAGGGAUGGCGACUCUAUCCAGGUAGGACUGGCCCAGUACAACUCGGAUGUCACUGAUGAAUUUUUCCUCAAGGACCACUCCACCAAAGCUCAGAUUUUAGAUGCUAUCAACAAAGUUAUCUACAAAGGCGGGCGAGUGGCGAACACCGGUGCGGCCAUCAAGCACAUCCAGGAAAGACACUUUGUGAAGGAGGCUGGCAGCAGGAUUGACCAGAGGGUGCCCCAGAUCGCCUUCAUCGUCACGGGUGGGAAGUCUACGGAUGAUGGUCCAAGGGCCUCCUUGGAAAUCGCGCAGAAAGGCGUCAAGGUGUUCGCAGUCGGUGUGAAGAACAUUGACCUGAAGGAAGUCAGCCUGCUGGCCAGUGAGAACGCCAUGAGUUUCAGGGCAUCCACAGCCCAGGAGCUGUCGGAGCUGAAUGAGCAGGUCCUGGUCACACUGGAAGCUGCCAUGGAGGAGAGAUUGUGCCCAGCACCAACAGAUGUGACAAGAGACUGUGACUUAGAUGUGAUAAUUGGCUUCGAUGUCAGUGAUGUUGGGCCCGGUCAAAACAUCUUCAGCUCCCAGCGAGGCCUGGAGUCGAGAGUGGAGUCCGUGCUGAACAGGAUAAUGCAGAUGCAGAAGAUCAGCUGCACUGGCAACCAGGCACCCAACGUCAGGGUGGCCAUCAUGGCCCAGGCCCAGGGGGGACCCGUGGAGGGGCUGGACUUCUCUGAGUACCAGCCCGAGCUCUUGGAGAGGUUCCUGGACAUGCGGACCCGCGGGCCCUAUUACCUCAGGGCAGACACACUGAGGUCCUACCUGAGCAAAUUCCGAUCCUCGCCCGCUGGCAGCACCAAGGUCAUAAUCCAUUUUACUGAUGGUGUAGAUGAGCCAAUAAAUCAGCUGGAGGCUGCUUCGUCCACUUUACACUCAGAAGGAGUCAAUGCUCUCAUCUUCGUCGGGCUGGACCGAGUGACCAACUUUGACAGGGUGAUGCAGCUGGAGUUUGGCCGUGGAUUCACCUACAACAGACCACUCAGAGUUAAUCUGCUGGACUUGGAUUUUGAGCUGGCAGAGCAGCUUGAUAAUAUCGCAGAGAGGACGUGCUGCAAGGUCCCCUGCAAGUGCUCAGGACAGAGAGGGGACAGAGGUGUGCCAGGCCCUAUAGGACCAAAGGGUGUCACAGGGGAUCUUGGCUACGGAGGCUACCCUGGUGAUGAAGGAGGACCGGGUGAGCGUGGACCACCGGGUGUGAAUGGGACACAAGGUUUCCAGGGAUGCCCUGGGCACAGAGGAACAAAGGGUUCUCGGGGAUUCCCAGGAGAGAAGGGUGAACUGGGAGAAAUGGGUCUGGAUGGCAUUGAUGGAGAAGAGGGAGACAAGGGUUUGCCUGGCUCCUCUGGAGAGAAGGGAUAUUCUGGCAGGAGGGGAGAUAAGGGAGUUAAGGGUGAACGAGGGGAACGAGGUGAUCGUGGGCUCCGUGGAGAUCCGGGAGAUUCAGGAGCUGAUAAUACUCAACGGGGCCCCAGAGGACAAAAGGGUGAAAUUGGACCAAUGGGAGAUCCUGGACCGGCAGGGCCAGAGGGCCCAGAUGGUGAAGUGGGGAGGAGGGGCAUGGCAGGACGAAGGGGGCCCAUAGGAGUAAAGGGCACCAAGGGCUCGCCUGGUCAGCCAGGGCCAGCUGGAGAACAAGGCAUGCGAGGGCCACAGGGUCCCCCUGGCCAGGUUGGCACACCAGGCAUCAGAGGAGAGCAGGGUGUCCCUGGACCCAGGGCAGGGAGUGGACCCCCAGGACCCCCAGGAGAACGUGGCAGGAUUGGUCCCCUGGGAAGAAAGGGUGAGCCUGGAAACCCUGGACCCAAAGGGCCGAACGGACAGCCGGGCCCACGAGGAGAGAUGGGUGAUGAUGGACGAGAUGGAAUUGGUGGCCCGGGUCCUAAAGGCAGGAAGGGAGAACGUGGCUUUGUAGGUUAUGCAGGGCCAAAGGGAGGACCUGGUGACCGUGGUGUUGCUGGAGGCCCCGGCCCCAAAGGAAACAGAGGUCGCAGAGGAAAUGCAGGAGUACCUGGGGCACCUGGUCAGAAAGGAGAGAUUGGAUACCCUGGGCCAUCUGGCCUUAAAGGCGAGAAAGGAGAAUCCAGAGAUCAAUGUGCGCUGGUGCGGAACAUCAAAGACAAAUGCCCUUGCUGCUAUGGUCCCAAGGAGUGCCCUGUCUUCCCAACUGAGCUGGCCUUCGCUAUUGACACCUCCUCGGGUGUUGUGAGGGAGGUUUUCAACAGGAUGAAGCAAACCGUGCUCAGAGUGGUCAACAACUUAACCAUCGCCGAGAGCAACUGUCCCCGGGGGGCACGGGUGGCUCUGGUCACCUACAACAACGAGGUCACCACCGAGAUCCGCUUUGCUGAUGCCAGGAAGAAAUCCAGCCUCCUCCAGCAGAUCCAAAACUUCCAGGCAACCCUGACCACGAAGCCACGCAGUCUGGAGACCGCCAUGUCCUUCGUGGCCAGGAAUACCUUCAAGCGUGCCCGCAGUGGCUUUCUGAUGAGGAAGGUGGCUGUCUUCUUCAGCAACGGGGACACGAGGGCGUCCCCUCAGCUCAACGAUGCUGUGCUGAAGCUCUACGACGCCGGGGUUGUGCCGGUGUUCCUCACCAGCAGGCAGGAUGCUGUUCUUGCCAGAGCUCUGGAGAUCAAUAACACAGCGGUUGGCCACGCCAUUGUUCUUCCAACCAGCGGCGCUCAGCUGAAUCAAACCAUUCAGAGGCUUUUGACUUGUCACAUUUGUUUGGAUGUGUGUGACCCCCAUCCCAGCUGUGUUGGAACUGGCCAGAGACCUGCAUUCCGAGACAGAAGGGCAGCCCCCACGGAUGUGGACUCAGACAUAGCCUUCAUCCUGGACAGCUCCGAGUCCACCACCCCUCUGCAGUUCAGUGAGAUGAGGAAGUACAUUUCCCACAUUGUAACCAACCUGGAAAUCAGCUCAGAGCCAAAAGUGUCCCAGCACCACGCCAGAGUGGCCGUUCUCCAGCAAGCUCCUUAUGAACACGAAACCAACUCAAGCUUCCCACCAGUAAAAACUGAGUUCUCACUAACUGAUUAUGCAUCCAAAGAGAAGAUCAUUAAUUACCUCCACAACCAAAUGACCCAGCUUCAUGGCACGAGGGCUCUGGGAAGUGCAAUUGAACACACAAUCGCUCAUGUCUUUGAAAGUGCACCGAGCCCUCGGGACCUAAAAGUCAUAGUUCUGAUGAUGACUGGAAAAGUGAACAAAAAAGAACUUGAGCACCUGGAGAGGGUUGUCAUCAAUGCAAAAUGCAAAGGGUACUUCUUUGUCAUCUUGGGCAUUGGCAGGAAGGUGAAUGCCAAGAAUAUCUACAGCCUUGCCAGCGAGCCAAAUGACGUGUUCUUCAAGCUGGUUGAUAAACCAGGAGAGCUCCAUGAAGAGCCCUUGAUGCGUUUUGGGACGCUGCUGCCGUCCUUUAUCAGAAGUGAAUUUGCUUUCUACCUGUCUCCAGAGAUAAGGAAACAAUGUGAGUGGCUCCAGAAUGGUCAGCAAGUCCAGAGCCAGCACCCCGUGCUCAUCGGACAGAAAGCAGUAUUCGUGGCUCCCAACGCGACUGCCAGCCAGACCUUCCCUGCCAGCACCACGGUCAGCGCAACCAUCAGGCCGGCGGCGAGUGCCCACUCCAGAACCACUCCUGCCAGCACCACGGCCCAGACCAGAGCCCCCGAGACCUCCCCGGCCAGCUCCGUGGCCCAGGGGAACGCCACAGCCCAGGGAGCAGCCAGUGCCACCACCCACACCAAAGCCAGCGGCCGGGCCACCAGCAACACCACCGCGGCCGGCGGCCGGAGGAGACACAGCGCCAAGACCCACGACAUCCAGAUCACAGAUGUCACCGAGAGCAGUGCCAGGCUGCGCUGGGCCAGCCCCGAGCCGCACAGCACCUUUGAUGUCACUGUCACCCUGGCACACGACCACUCCCUCGUGCAGAGGCAAAACCUGACUGGCACUGAGCACGUGGUCCGAGGGCUCAGGAGCGGGCAGAAAUACGUCGUCGCUGUCACUGGCUACCAAAAAUCCCAGCCCAAAGUAACCUACACAGGCUCAUUCAGCACGAAGACCCCAGGGCAGUCCCAGGUGUCCCUGGCCAACAUGAUGCUCAACACUGAGCCACUGGAAGGGCCUGAGAGUGAUUGGCCAGAUCCUUGCUUGCUGGACUUUGACAUGGGCAUGCAGUGCAAGGACUAUCAGAUUGUGUGGUUCUUUGACUCCAAACACAAGUUCUGCAGCCAGGGUUGGUAUGGUGGCUGUGGAGGUAAUGCCAAUAGAUUUGAGACCGAAGCUGAGUGCAAUAACAAAUGCUUAAAGCCAUCAGCAGAUGAGAAAGCCAUGCAGCAGCCACCCCUUGAGAAAAGAUUGUCAUCAGUGCUGGACAUCUGCCGGCUGCAGAAGGACGAGGGCACCUGCAGGAGCUUUGUGCUGAAGUGGUACUACGACCCCGAGACCAAGAGCUGCGCCCGCUUCUGGUACGGCGGCUGCGGCGGCAACGAGAACAGGUUCAACACGCAGAAAGAAUGUGAAAAGCUCUGCGCCCCUGGCACCAUCAACCCCGGCGCGGUGACGACAAUGGGGACAUAGAGCUGGGGGCUGGCCAAAACUUACCUCUGAGACAGCAUCACCUUUGCCACCUUGUCCCUAUAGAAGCUAAGGGUAUAGACAACCUUGCACUGUAAUAUUUCAUGCUUUUAACUCCCAAGCAAACCCCGAGGAGAGGGUUUUGCUGCAUGACCUAUCAAUAUGGUGCUAAACUGUUUGUGGACUGAGUGCUACACGUGCCCGGGUUAUAUUGUAUAGCUUCAACAUUGCCAAAUAUUUACCUAAGUGCAGAUUGUUAUUGUCUCUCAACAUGUCUCUAAAUUAGUCCUUUUCCCCCCCAAUUCUGGCUGUCUGCCUAUCUAAGGCACCAUAAAAAUGAGUAAAAAAAAAAAAAACCAACAUAAUAAUUUCACUGCAACUCGUUACCUGCUUGCUUUUAUCCUUCUCAUAACUGAGUGUAACUUUACAGGGGAAGCCUUUGUGUAAGAGAGUGGCUGAUACUGAUAAACAAGUGAUUCCAUUUUCACUCUUCCUCUUUUUUAAAAUUUUUUUUCUCCUUUUGCUGGAUUCGAUCUCAGACUAGAUCUCUUGUAUGCAUUUGUACCACAUGUGGCCAACUGAACUAGCAAGGAAAAGGAAGCAAAGUUUCCAAAUGCAAAUGCACUGCUGGGACCAAGGCCUCAGUUAACAAAUCUUUAAAUUGUGGUGUAGGAUGCCUCUGGCAUUCUUCUGAUGUUGUAUGUUUUAUAAAAUACAAAGCAAAGCAGUUUGGGAAGGGGGAGCAGCGGGAGGGAGGGGGGUUUUAUUUUUAUUAUGGAUUCUGUGUCAGGAAGUCUAUACAAAGAACUUUUAAAUAAAGUCUAAUGGAGGUUUUGAGAAA